Messenger RNA from Pundamilia nyererei, 2319 nucleotides. It is a transcript of the gene atf6, whose product is annotated as activating transcription factor 6. The record is from RefSeq and is a predicted model, not a curated record. Gene Ontology annotation, cellular component: nucleus. The transcript is spliced from 15 exons. Gene Ontology annotation, biological process: endoplasmic reticulum unfolded protein response; regulation of transcription by RNA polymerase II. Bases 122 to 1927 code for a protein of 601 amino acids. NCBI's taxonomy places the organism in Eukaryota, Metazoa, Chordata, Actinopteri, Cichliformes, Cichlidae. Gene Ontology annotation, molecular function: RNA polymerase II cis-regulatory region sequence-specific DNA binding; DNA-binding transcription factor activity, RNA polymerase II-specific.
CUGACGGUAAAGUCAGACGUGUAUCUAAACGGGAAGUUCAUCCCUAAACAGCCGCUUGAUCAACAGUGGUAUGAUCGCGCUUUGUUACAGUGUGAUAAUAUACUAAUGAAUUCAAAAGAGGAUGUCAUCCGACUUAACGUUAGACUUGGAAAAUCAUCGGCAAUACCCUGCGAUGGAUAGUGAGGCAGGCAUCAUCUCCAUCGAUCAGGAGGGAGAGUGGGACUUAAGCCUGUUCGAUGAGCUGGAGAAACUAGGCGAUGAGCUGCGGGAUGCAGAUGAGCUGCUUGAGGCUCUUGAUAAUGCUGGCUAUGCCAAUGGUGUUCCAGUUCUGGACUUUGACAUCGACAUUCCUCCAUGGAAUGAAAUGGAUACAUGCAGCAUUUCCACAGAUGGUGAGGUGAGCGUGGACUCUCUGUCACCUGCCCACACUCUGAGCUCGGUGCCCUCUCCUGCCUCAGUGGAAGCUUUGUCUCCGUGUUCCUUGCAGGAUGAGGCCCUGUCUCCACAAUCGCAGCCGUCUCCUCUUUCAGUCUGCUCAGAGUCCAGUGGCUUUUCUGAAAUCUCUUCCCCACCUCGAAAAGCUGCAAAGAGGACCAAUCAGGUUGUACGAGCCAAGCCAGUGCAGCCGGUCAAGAAGCCGAUUCAGAUUGGCCCAAAGGUUUCCAUCCAGCCCAAACCACUGAUUACAGCUGUGCCAUUGGCUCAAGCAGCAGCUCCCAUGCAGGCCAAGACAAUCAUCAUCCAGCCCCUGCAGACCACUGUGCUCCCUGUGGUAAAACCAGCUCCAGUCAACAUCAAACCAGCACCCCCUGCAGGUCACCCUCUUUUGCUGUCUCAGCCAAGCCAGCUACUGCAGAUCCAAACACCACAGGCCAUCUCUGGGAGCGUGGUCACCAUGCCAGCACUCAGCCAGGACUGGUCUGUACCCGUCGCUGCUCCACCAGUGGUUUCGGGCACACUUUUGACCCCAUCCUCAGAGGAUGAUUCCAAGUUGUCCCAGAGACAGCAGCGCAUGAUAAAAAACCGCGAGUCAGCAUCCCUGUCUCGGAAAAAGAAGAAAGAGUAUUUGCUUUCGCUGGAAGCUCGCCUGAAGGUGGCGCUGUCUGAGAACGAGGUGCUCAAGAAUGAGAACGGCAACCUAAAGAAACAGCUGGAGGGCCUUCUGAGCAAGAACACAGCGCUGAAAGCAACAGCACCCAAAAGGAGAGCGGUGUGCCUCAUGGUGGUCGUGGUGUUCCUCGUUCUUAAUGUUGCACCAAUGAGAUCUGAAGAUAAAGCCCUGAUGGUGGUAAAGGAUCCCAUCUUUGUCAGACCAUCUCCGCCCUGCCAGCCUUCUGUCAACAGGACCAAGUGCAUUGAGCUGGCCCAUGAGUUGAGGGGUUGGGUCCACCGUCACGAAGUUCAGCAGACCAAAUCGAGACGAGAGAAUAACAGCAACCACAAACCCACCAGGACGAUUCUGAAAACAGGAAAUAAGGAGGAUGAAGGCAGCCAGAUUGUGACGGUUCAAUACACAGAAACUACUGCGGAAAAGAGUCCUGGCAGUGAGCUGCAGGUGUACUACGCCCCUCGUCACACGUACACCGACUUCUUUGAUGAGCUGAACCGCCGCGGCGACACCUUCUAUGUCGUGUCUUUCCGUAGGGAUCAUCUCCUACUUCCUGCCACCAGCCACAAUAAAGGAAGUCCACCCAAGAUGUCUGUCGUGUUGCCAGCCAUGAACAUAAAUGACAGCAUUAUAAGGGACAAAGACUUUGAGGUGAUGAUGCAGAUUGACUGUGUAGUAACAGACACCAGGAUCCUCCACAUCAGAUCUUCCAGCAUCCCGCCUCUGCUCCGGGUGAACCGCUCUGACACGUUUUACCAGAACUCCCCAGCAGAGAACAAGGUUGCGCCUCCUGUCGGCGUGCUAAUGGGGUCUGCGUAAGAUCAUCAGCGACUCCUGCGUUCUUUACACCUCCUCAUUAAAACUCAUAAACGGAAGCACAAGAUAACACCUCAGUUAAUAAUUUUUCUCAUUUUUAUUUGCAUGAAUGUGCUCUGCAGAAAACUAGUCAUUGGGGGUUACAGAGGAAGCUCAAUUUGUCCUCACCGUUCAGCCCGUUCAGGAGCUGGACUGUAAUAGGGUCCAAGCAGCAGCAGACUAGCUCCUUGUGUGGCAACACUGACUUACCCGUGUAACCCCAGACGCUUUAUGUAAGGGUAAUUGUUUAGCGGCAGGGGGCAGAGCAUUGAACCUUGAGUUACCCCAUCAUAACACAAAUACUUUUACCCCUUACAGCUUACUUUCAGUCGGCUCUUUUUUUCUGCACAAGCUCC